AUGCUCGCCUCUGCUGCAGCUGUUGACUACCUUCGUGCUGAGGAGGUAGGAGCUGCGUCUGCCAGUAGUGGGAGGCGCCGCAGCGGCAGGGGCUGGAAGGGCAGGAGCGGUGGGGGUGGCAAAUGUGGAGGCGGUGGUGGGGGCGGUGGAGGCGGUAGUGGGGGCGGCGGUGGAGGAGGAAGUGGUGGUGGGGGCGGCGGGGCAGGUGGCGGCGGUAGUGGCGGCAGUGGGAGUGGUGGAGGUAGUGGUGGUGGCGGCGGUAGUGGCGGCAGUGGGGGUGGAGGCGGCAGCGGUGGGGGUGGAGGCGGCAGCAGUGGGGGUGGCAGGGGUGGCACCAGCCAGAGGGGAGGCCUUGGAGGUGGCCAGCAGCAGCAGCAACGUCAGCCCCUUUCGUCCCAGGAGCUCCGUGAGUGGUUUGCUCAGCGUGGGAGGACUGGGGGUAGUGGUCCCUGCCCGUAUGUUAUUCGCACAGGUCAAACAUACGAGUGGUCUCACACUCAGCACCGCUGCUUCAACCGCCUUACCGACGCCUUUCGCGCAGAGUUUCCUUAUGCACCUAAGCUUCCCGACUGGGCGGCGCUGCUUAGGCAGAAUGUUGAUAUCUUUGCUCUAGACUUUGAUGCUAUCCUAUCUGCCAUGUAUGCAUUGACUAUUGGUGAUGAGGGUGAUUGUUACCUGUGUCUGCCGCCAGACCCAGGUAUAGAGGCUGCUGCUCUAGGUGCUAGUGAGUCUGCUGCCCUAGGUGCUGGUGAGUCUGCUCUCUUUGGUACUGCGUCUGCUGCGGCCCUACACACCUUCACACUUGACUCAGGUGCUUCCUGCUGUCUCUUUCGCAACAGUACCACAGUCACACCGCUCACUGCACCUGUUGCUGUGUCGUUGGCUGACCCCUCUGGGGGCCCAGUCCUUGCACGUUCCUCCACUGUUCUACCCUGUCCGGCGGUUCCGUCUUGGUCAUUGUCAGGUCUCCUCCUCCCCUCGUUCUCUACGAACUUGGUGAGCACAGCUGCCCUCAAGGAUGCGGGGGUUGACAUCUUCACCCUUGGAUGGCAGCGUGUGGCGUUCUGUACGUGCUCUCGGACCGGUAGCCACCUGGCCUCAAUAACACGUCCGCCUAGGUCGAGUUUGUACACACUGACUACUGCGCCUCCUCAGUGUUUUAGUCAAGAGUCCACUUAG
Closterium sp. NIES-65 is the source of this 1179-nucleotide messenger RNA. The record is from the annotation of a GenBank genome assembly. Lineage: Eukaryota; Viridiplantae; Streptophyta; Zygnematophyceae; Desmidiales; Closteriaceae.